UAUGUGUUCUGAGGCACACGUUGACCACUGGGCCUCCCAGGGCCCUGGACUUUGUCUGUCUGCAGACUUUGCCCUGCCUGGGCCAGCCGGGCUCUGGGUCAGCAUGGCUGGCUGCGUCUUGCUGCGCCGGGGCCCCCUCCUCGCCUUCACCCUCACCCUUGUCCUGCACCAGGUGGAGCUUUCAGUGUUUCUUCCGGCCUCGGAGGCACACAAAGUUCUGGUGAGAUGGAGACGUGCUGGUUCUUAUCUCCUGGAAGAAAUCUUCGAGGGCAACUUGGAAAAGGAAUGCUACGAGGAAAUCUGCAAGUACGAGGAAGCGAGAGAAGUGUUUGAAGAUGAUGCCUUGACUGAAAGAUUCUGGAAACAGUAUAAUGGUGGUUCCCCAUGCGUCUCCCAGCCCUGCCUCAACAACGGGAUAUGCAAGGACUACAUCCGCAAUUACAGCUGCAUGUGCUCAGCUGGCUACGAGGGCAAGAACUGCGCCAUGGCUAAAAACGAAUGUCACCUGGAGAGGACCGACGGGUGCCAGCACUUCUGCCAUCCAGGGCUGUCCUCCUACGUGUGCAGCUGUGCAAAGGGCUACAAGCUGGGCACGGACCGCAAAUCAUGCAGUCCGAGUGACAAGUGUGCCUGUGGGGCCCUGACUUCCAAACACAUCAGGACACUGGAAAAAGACGGCCAGGAUCCACCUAGCUUCCCGUGGCAGGUCAAGUUAACAAAUUCCGAAGGAAAGGACUUCUGUGGUGGUGUUUUAAUCCAGGAGGACUUCGUGUUGACCACAGCAAAGUGCUCAUUACUACACAACAACAUUAGUGUCAAAGCAAAUGCUGGCCAGCGGAUUGGCAUCAAGAACACUCACGUGCACAUGCGCUAUGAUGAGGAGUCAGGGGAGAAUGACCUCUCACUGCUGGAACUAGAGAAACCCUUGCAUUGCCCCAGCUCAGGGCUCCCUGUCUGUGUCCCAGAGAGGGACUUUGCCGAGCAUGUCCUCAUCCCUGGAAGAGAGGGUCUCCUCAGCGGCUGGACACUCAAUGGCACCGACCUGGAUACCACACCCAUGAUGCUUCUGGUCACACAGGAGGAUGAGGAGGAAUGUGGACGGACCCUGAAUGUGACUGUCACAACAAGAACAAGCUGUGAGAAGGGCGGCGUGGUGACUGGGCCUUGGGUGGAGGGGAGUGUGGUCACCCGAGAACACAAGGGGACCUGGUUCCUCACGGGGAUCCUGGGUUUGCCGCCACCGGGGCGGUCACACGUGUUCCUCCUCACCACAGUCCCAAGAUACUCAAUGUGGUUUAAACAGAUCAUGAAGUAACUGAAAUCCAACAACG
Peromyscus leucopus (white-footed mouse) is the source of this 1331-nucleotide messenger RNA. RefSeq names its product protein Z, vitamin K dependent plasma glycoprotein (gene Proz). Gene Ontology annotation, biological process: blood coagulation; proteolysis. The coding region runs from base 2 to 1315 and encodes 437 amino acids. Gene Ontology annotation, cellular component: extracellular region. Lineage: Eukaryota; Metazoa; Chordata; Mammalia; Rodentia; Cricetidae. The transcript is spliced from 8 exons. Gene Ontology annotation, molecular function: calcium ion binding; serine-type endopeptidase activity. The record is from RefSeq and is a predicted model, not a curated record.